Molecule: messenger RNA, 1685 nt
Organism: Cannabis sativa
Lineage: Eukaryota; Viridiplantae; Streptophyta; Magnoliopsida; Rosales; Cannabaceae
Product: dof zinc finger protein DOF4.6
Exons: 2
Coding region: 218-1258 (346 amino acids)
Biological process (GO): regulation of DNA-templated transcription
Molecular function (GO): DNA-binding transcription factor activity; DNA binding
Source: RefSeq, a predicted model, not a curated record
GGACUCUCUCUCUCUCAUACUCACUACACAUAAAGCAAGGGUCAUACUAACACAUAGAAACUCCAAAGCAAAUUCUCUCUCUCUCUCUUAGAAACAUUCUUUUACAACACUUCUGUUUCUCUCUCUAAAAAAAGUGAACUUUUUUUUUCUCUCAAUCUUUAAAGAUAACAAUUUCUCUUCUUGUUGUUGUUCUUCUUCUUCUUCUUCAGUUUCAUUCAUGGAUACAGCUCACUGGCCACAGGAAAUUGUGGUGAAGCCAAUAGAAGAAAUAAUCACAAACUCAUGCCCAAAGCCUCAUACCAAUAAUAUUCAAGCUUCAUCAUCAUUAUCACAAGGUGGUAAGAUUAAUAAUAAUAAUAAUAAUAUAAUUAAUAAUAAUAAUAAUAAUACUAAUUUGGUGGAUAUGAGAUCAUCAUCAAUAUCAAAAACAAGCAUGAUGAAGCCAUCAUCACAAAAUAAAGAUCAUCAUCAACAAGCCCUAAAUUGCCCAAGGUGCAAUUCAACCAACACAAAAUUUUGUUACUACAACAACUACAGCUUAACUCAACCAAGGUACUUUUGCAAGACAUGUAGAAGGUAUUGGACUGAAGGUGGGUCCCUCAGAAGCAUUCCAGUGGGUGGUGGUUCAAGGAAGAACAAAAGAUCAUCACCAUCCUCAUCUUCAUCAUCAUCAAAAAUUAUCAUCAAUUCUAGGCUUCCUGAUCUAGUUCAUAAUCAAUUGGGCCAGGCCCAUCAGGCCCAUCAAGCCCAAGCCCAAACCCAAGCCCAUGAUCUAAACCUUGGUUUUUACCCACCCAUUAUUAAUGACCAAAAAAUUAACCAUAUUAUUUCUAAUCCUUCUUCUAAUACUUCUCCUACUAGUACCACCACUACUACUACUACUACUAAUACAAGUGAUCAUUUCUCAGCUUUAGAGCUUCUCACUGGGCUUACUUCAAGAGGGUUCAAUAGCUUUUUUCCAAUUCCUGAUUUUAAGCCCAGUCUCAAUUUUUCACUUGAUGGGCUUGGGCCCAAUACCACUAGUGCUACUACUACUACUACUAAUACAGCAUCAGCCUAUGGGAGCUUGCCAAGUGUCCAUGAAAAUAAUAAUAGUGGUAGUGGAAGGCUUCUUUUCCCUUUUGAAGAUUUGAAGCAAGUUUCUUCACAAAAUAAUAAUAAUAAUAAUUCUGGAAUUAUUGAUCAAAAUAAUAAUAUUAUUAAGGAGAAUGGUGACUCAACUGGGUAUUGGACUGGAAUGUUAGGUGGAGGGUGGUAAAAAAAAAAAUCAAUUUUUUUUUUGUUAAUUAUUAAUUUUCUUCUCAUUGUGGGUAUGGUUUGUUUGGAUUUAAUUUCUCUUAUCAUAAUUAAUUAUUAGCUAACAAAGAUUAUCAUAGAGGGUGAUACAAUUAUUUAUAUAAUAUGGUGGGAUUUUGAAGCUUAUUUUAGAUUGGCUUCAUAAAAUGGAUAUGUACUAUAGUACAAUUAUCUGAGUUUCAAGGUCAUGAAAUCCAAUAACAAUUUUUCUUAUAUUUAAUUUAGGGUAUUUUAAUUAAUAUUAUUAUGUAUGUAAUUUUUCUUUCUAUGAUAAUUAAAUUUGUACUAUUAUGUAUUGUGUCAUUAUUGGUUGGCAUUGGUAUAAUGUAAAACUUUUGUAUGGAAAGAGUAGUUAAUGGAUAUGCACUGUUGUACUUUUUUUUUUAUAA